AUGAGUCUUUCUUCCGUCCUAAUAAAGGCAGCUGGCGCAUCGAAAUUGGAUUCUGAACUGGAUGCCUUGUUUCAGUCCAGCUCUGCUUCAAUACCCAAAGUGGUGACCCCCGUGGCUAAGUCCCCUCGUUCACCCUUGCCGCCUGGCGAAGAAUCUUCGAAGAAGCGAACCAAGUCAGAGGCCCACUCAAGCCAGCGAAAGAAGGCAAAGCUUCAGCAUGCCGAUCAGGUUGUAGGCACAGGCGUGCCCUCAACAGAUCAAGAAAAGGGAAAGGGAAAGGCGAAGAAGGUCAAAUUAGUAUUGCCUGAGGAAGCUGAGGAAGUCGCUGAGGUUCCUGUGCGUGGUGAGCAGGAUGUCUCAGAUGCAUCUUCAGAUGAAGCGGACGUACCACCUAUCCACGAAUCACUGCGGAAAGGGAAGAAAAAGACUAGGACUGCGCGCCAAGUUAUCCAUGUACCGCCAGAAGAAACGCCCACGAAACGCAAUAUGCGUACGAUAUUCAUUGGGAAUCUCCCUCUUGCCGUUGCGCAGAAGAAGUUACACCGAAAAGAGCUUCAACGGCAUAUCCUAUCAUUCGCCCCUUCUGCCCAUGUCGAGUCCAUUCGUUUCCGCUCCAUACCUUUCCAAACUCCCACCACAAAACUACUCGACGACGACUCAAAGCCCUCGAGUUCAACUCCAAAGAAAGCCCCAUCUGACUUAAAGCAACCUCGAGACCAUACCAAAGAUCGGACAACUGCUUGGCGAGACAGACAAGAUGACGAAGAACUGCAAAAAGACCAAAAGAAAUUCAUCACUCCGGAACAGAAGAAGAAAAUCGCGUUCAUCAACAAUGAUUUCCACUCGACUGCUGAUACCAUGAAUGCUUAUCUGGUCUUUGCUCAUCCCAUUCCUGAAAACAGUCGUUCAUCUUCUCUACCUGCCCUUCCCCCUUGCAUGGACCCAUACGAAGCUGCCCUCCUCGCGGCAAAAGAGGCUGACGGGACGACAUUCAUGGAGAGAAUAAUUAGAGUCGACGUCGCUGAGAAGAGUAGCAGUCCAUCGCUGCGUGAGACCAUGGGGGAUCCCAGGCUGUCCAUCUUUGUCGGCAAUCUGGACUUCGCCAGCACCGAGCAGGAUCUACGGGUGUAUUUUGAAGGUGUCGUAGCUACCGAGAGGGGACCUCCGCCUGAGAGUGACAAGGAAAGCACAUGGGUCACACGCGUUCGGAUUGUCCGAGAUAAAGAUACUCAACUAGGGAAGGGCUUUGCCUACGUGCAAUUCAUAGAUCGGGAAUGCGUGGACGAAUUGCUGUCGAUGGAAGAGGGUAAACUCAGGUUUGCUAAAAGAAAACUCCGCGUGCAGCGUUGCAAAGUGCUGCCAAACAAGUCAAACCCCUCAUCGUCAUCGAACGAGAAAGGUGUCAAAGGCAAUCGACCAAAACCAGAACCAAUUGUAAUCCCCAAGGGCGAUCCUUCACUGGGAGACAGGAUUGCGACACUGUCGAAGGAUGAACGCAAGAAAGUCAAGGCGUCCAGCACCGACCGUGUCGCACGUCGUUUAGCCAAAAAGAAAGCCAGAAACGCCCUCAGUGUUGGAGGCGUCAAGGUCGUUACGAAGGACCGGUCUAGAGUCAGGAAACCCAUGAAGAAUGGAGCGACCGACGAUAAAGACAAGAGACGGAAAGGCCGCAUACGAAGCGAUAAUGCCUUGGCUAAACGAAAUACCAAGAAAUAG
Pleurotus ostreatus (oyster mushroom) is the source of this 1716-nucleotide messenger RNA. RefSeq lists its product as uncharacterized. The coding region runs from base 1 to 1716 and encodes 571 amino acids. Lineage: Eukaryota; Fungi; Basidiomycota; Agaricomycetes; Agaricales; Pleurotaceae. The transcript is spliced from 4 exons. Gene Ontology annotation, molecular function: RNA binding. The record is from RefSeq and is a predicted model, not a curated record.